Messenger RNA from Phalaenopsis equestris, 1045 nucleotides. Its product is annotated as NDR1/HIN1-like protein 13. The transcript is spliced from 2 exons. Gene Ontology annotation, cellular component: plasma membrane. Bases 236 to 937 code for a protein of 233 amino acids. The record is from RefSeq and is a predicted model, not a curated record. NCBI's taxonomy places the organism in Eukaryota, Viridiplantae, Streptophyta, Magnoliopsida, Asparagales, Orchidaceae.
CCCCCCCGCCCCAACAUUCGUUACAAAUUUACCAACACCAAGAAAAAGAAAAUCACCCGCUGUCUGUCCUCGUGCGUCACCCCCUCCCACAUCGCACUUGCACGCUGCACCCAUCCAAAAUCUCCCUUCUGCGGCGCACACAAUAAGAAAAUCAGCGUACGUUUAUCCCCCACCACCACUUUCCCUCACCCCCCACCCUCCAUCCCCAAAUCCCAUCCCCCCCAGACAAACCUCAAUGACGAAUCGCUCCGCCGCCGGCGAACUCAACCACCGGCCGCUCGCUCCACUACCGCCACAACAUAACCACUACAUGGCCGCCGCCACCUCCUACUCGACCGCAUCCCUCAAGGGCUGCUGUUGCUGCCUCUUUCUUCUCCUCAUCUUCCUAACCCUCCUCUCCAUCGCCGUCACCCUCGUCAUCAUCCUCGCCGUUCGUCCGAGAAAACCCGAGUUCGAUCUACAGCGCGUGGGUGUCGAAUACCUCCUCGUAGCACCGGAGCAGGGUGUCGACGCCGGCCAAACGGCGGCGGCGUACCUCUCGCUUAACAUAACGCUGUUGUUCACCGCAGCGAACCCUAAUAAGGUGGGGAUCAAGUACGAGGCGGCGGAUCUGUACGUUUUGUACCACGGCGUGCCGCUUGGGAUCGCGGCGGUGCCGGGAUUCGAGCAGCCGGCGCACAGUACGCGAUUGGUGGAUUCGAGGGUGAGUGUGAGCCGGUUCAAUGUGCUUCAGGCCGAUGCUCUGGAGCUUGUCCGCGAUGCCACCGUUAAUGACCGUGUAGAGCUCCGGAUCACCGGCGAUGUUGGGGCUAAGAUCCGAGUGCUCGGGUUCACUUCGCCUAGGGUUCAGGUGUCUGUGGACUGCGUGAUUGUAAUAAGCCCUAGAAAGCAGUCGCUCACUUACAAGCAAUGCGGCGUUGACGGGCUAAAUGUCUAAUUAUUUUUUGAAAUACUGUACUAAAUUUAUUUGAAUUUUCCCUAUCUUUUCCAUGCGGUGGCGCUCGCGUGGGCUUAACGCAGUGACUGACGGUGGUUACUAACGUGC